UUUAUUUAUUUAUUUAUUUAUUUCCCCUUUCUUUAUCAAAAAGUAUUAUGGAAAAGUUUAAGGAGAAACUCGCUACUCUUCGUGCCGAAGUUGAUACUGCCACUAGACGUGCUGAAGAAAUGGAACAAAAGGCAAAGCAACUCGAAGCUGAGCAUGAACAAAAAGAUAGCAAGUUGAAUAACCUUCAAAAUCGUGCUAAAGAUUUAGAGGAUUCGCUUGAAACUGCUGAAGCCAAUUUGAAACAAGCUACUUCUGACUAUCGUGAAGCAGAUUUACGUGCUGAACAAUUAAGUAAGAAGGCUAUCAAAUUAGAACAAGAAAUUGCUGUCUGGAAUAAGAAAAAUGCUGAAUUGGAAGCCAAAUAUCAAGCUGCUAAGGCUGAAAUGGAUGAAUUAGAGGGUCAAAUGGAAGGCGUGUAAAUAAAUAAACCCAUUUACAUGAACUUGUUUAUUUUAUUUUAAAACGGUCAAUUUUACAUAUAAACAAGUAGCACAGAAAAAAAAACUAUUAUUUAUUUAUUUAUUUUUAUACAUUUAUCAAAUAAGGAGUUUUGUAACAGAAAAAAAAAAUAAAAAAAAUAAAAAAAAAAAUUAUGGUUCAACGGGAAUAUCAAGGUCAG
Messenger RNA from Cokeromyces recurvatus, 619 nucleotides. RefSeq lists its product as uncharacterized. The record is from RefSeq and is a predicted model, not a curated record. The coding region runs from base 48 to 419 and encodes 123 amino acids. The transcript is spliced from 3 exons. Lineage: Eukaryota; Fungi; Mucoromycota; Mucoromycetes; Mucorales; Mucoraceae.